AUGAGUUUCUUUGCUAAUCCCCUCGCAGAUGAGGAGGAGGUGGUGCCCCCCGACUACCCUCUGGAGCAGUACGACGAACUCAAGCGCGAGGAUGACUUCAACGAGCUUCUUGUGCGAUCCACGAAGCUGGAGUGUCGGCAGAGCGGCGGCGACGACGCGUCAACCAACCCCGAGCUCGAGGCAUGUCUGGGUCGCACCCGGCAACUGCGAGCCUCGCUGGAGAACUCGUGGCUCCGCAUGAGCGAGCUGCAGGUGGAGGCGACCGGUGGGGCACGCUCCUCGCCUACGGUGGAGACAUCCAGUUUGUCUACCCCAGCCUCCCUUCUGGGGGCUCUCGAUAGCGCCAUCACGCAGGUGCACCACCACGUUACACAGCGCGAACGACUGAGCCAACACCUGAGCGCCCUGGUUGAGAAAGAGGCUGCUCAGCUUUGCUCUUCGGCAUCUCAUCUACUCACUGCAACCGCACCGCACGGCACUGGCGCGUCCAUGUUGCGCGCGCUCGAUGCACCGAACUUGGCGUGGCCGCCGGAGACAGGCUCUUCGCCUCACUCGUCGGAGGUGAUAUGUGAACGUGCAGCUGGGGCUGUGCGUGCUCUGGAGGCGCUUCUCCCUUCCAUGUCGAUGGAGGAGGCGGCUUUGGCGAGUGCGGCGGCGCAGCAGCUCUCGUAUGGACUGCAGUCAUUGAGCACCUUGAAGCAACGCUGCGACGCCCUUCGCAUCACCGUGGGGGUCAAAUCGCAAGAGGAGGCAGAAGCCCACUGCGCCGCUGAGGCGUUUGCUCGGUGGACAGCGCAGCGGCAGCUGGCGUGCAGUGAAUCGGCCGCUUCGUCAGCGUCAUCUCCAGUUGCCGCCGUGCCCUCCUUUGACAUUGCCACGGCAGAGUGUCUCAACAAGGAGAUCAGCGAGGAGAACGGGCGACUGGAGGCGGUGCUCGCGCGUCUUGUUGCCACCCAGUCGCUCGACAGAGCGCAGCGUGACGCCUUCACGGGAAGUGCUCUGGUGCAGUACGUCGCCCUCGCAACCUAUGCGCGGGAACUUGAAGAGGAGGUCGAUCGCCUAGGACGGGCCGUGCUGUACCUUCGUGGCAUUCUGGCCGAGCCGUCUGCGAGCGAGCUGUGGGGUGAACGCCGUGACGGUAGCCCUGCUGCUGCAUCGACGCAGAGUGCCAGUCACGAGGGUGAGGAGAGGCUGGCGAGGCGUCUGAGCCGCAUCCACGCAGUGGAGAAAGAGCUACGGUCGCUGCAGGCAGCGGACGGUGGAGCAGCGACGGCGAACGACACCGUCGCCACCAUUCUGUCUUUCGGCUUGAACCGGUUGCUAGAGGUGCACAACGUCUGCUUACAUGCGAUGGCGCUGCUCAGCACUUACUUUGAGAAGCAGUCGGGAAGCGCGGCCUUUCUCAGCCAUGCAUUGCGCGGCGGCGGCGCGGUGGAGGAUGCCACGGUGGAACGCGUGCUGGAUGUGCAGCUCCCUGACGCGGAGCUGGUGAGACAAUGCUGUGCUGACAUGCGCGGCGCGAGCGUCGAUCUCGGCGCCACACUGAAGAGUAUUGUGGACCAGUCCAUUGUGACUUCGACCGCUCAUUUCACGCGGUGGCAGGCUGUGCGGGGCCUGCUGACGGAGCUCCUUCAGUAUUCCCUGGCCGCGAUGCCGGACGUACACGCCGAGUUUUCGGCUCUGCUCGCAGACUACGCGGAGCCGAAGACGCCGUCGGCCACGGCUGCAUCCGCCAACUCUGCAGCGACGAGUCAAGUGCACGUGGAUCUCGACUGGGCGACGGCGGUGCUCACUGAGGAGGCGAAGGCAUUUGCUGAUGAGAAGAGGGCGCAGCUGGAGCUCAUCAAGGCAUUCUGGGCGGAGCAGCAAAUCGAGGUCAACAAGAAGAUGGCAUGGCUAGCGAAGCAGCCCAACACCCCGCUCUUAAUGCAGCUGUGCGACGUGGAGAGGGGGAAUGAGCAGCUGCGCCGUCAACUGGCAUCCAUGCAGGAGGCCUCCGAGGACGUGUCUGUCCUGCACAAUACGUUGGCAGAGCUGGAGAGACGUACCUCCGAGGAGGCACGACUCAACGCGGGAUUGCGGGCGGAGCUCGAGGAGCUCGAGGCUGCAAGGGGCGAGUUGGAGUUGCAGCGCGAUAUGUUGCUAUCUUCCCUGUGA
This is a messenger RNA of Leishmania major strain Friedlin, 2157 nucleotides long. RefSeq lists its product as hypothetical. NCBI's taxonomy places the organism in Eukaryota, Euglenozoa, Kinetoplastea, Trypanosomatida, Trypanosomatidae. Bases 1 to 2157 code for a protein of 718 amino acids. The record is from RefSeq and is a predicted model, not a curated record. The transcript has a single exon.